CUUCGCCAUGUGUAACUGGAGGAGCACAGCGUACACCUGCCAGUCGUGCUGAACCGCGGGUCACGACCACCGCGUCAACCUCAACCGGGCUGUCGUCUUCGUGGUAGGCAGAGGUGUAUCCCAUCCGCAACCAGCACUAGUGGAUCAUGCUGGAAGCCCCUACAGGAACGAGCGGCGCGCCCGUGCGGCGCAUGUCGCGGUCGAUGACGACCAUUCAGAAUCCUGACGGCGGACCGACUCUUUUACGCGAAUCUGGCCAGCUAUGGAACUGUCAGGAUCGAAAUCGUCAAAGUUGAAAUAAUUUGUCAUGCAUAAAAUGCAAGGCACGAAGUGCCUGUCUUGCCGGGAUGGCAAAUGAGGCCGAUUGUGAGCCUGUUUCGGGUUUGAAAUAGAGCUGCUAAAGUAGCAUGACAAAAGCAGUCUUCUGUGCGCAAACAGCAUGACAAAUUGGAUUCCGAUGCUCGGAAAAUUUGUCAUGCGCCGCUUGAUAUGUGGGCUUCCGACUGGCAUCCAUUUUAUGCAUGACAAACUAUUUCAAUUUCAACUUUGACGAUUUCAAUCCUGACACGCCCAUAACAGCCCUCGCAACCCUUUGUUCGAAGCGUGCGACGCUCGCAAACACGGCCGGAGUCAGA
Messenger RNA from Amoebophrya sp. A120, 635 nucleotides. Lineage: Eukaryota; Dinophyceae; Syndiniales; Amoebophryaceae. The record is from the annotation of a GenBank genome assembly.